CGUAAGCUAUCGAUUCUCCCAUCCCCGAAUCGUGAUAGCUUCAACAGGUGAGGUCCAGAUUUAGAAGAUGGCUUUAACGGUUCGGCGCACUUUUGGUGUGAGAUUUGGAUCUUUGGUGCUAAGUGACUUCGCUUGCUAGAUCGUGAUGUGAGGUGGAUGGAUCGGUAAUUAAGCCAAGAAUUUGAUUCAGGACUCUUAUAUAUCCGUUGUCGUACGUUCGUUCUCUGACUGCUUUUCCUCAGCGGUAACACUCACUUUCUUUUCUUGCUGUUGCUGUGCAUUUGCCCCGUCACUCUUUUGACUUGAUACUCUCUACCAACUACAUUCCACUCACUUGCGAGAAUCUCUAUUCUCACUUACAAUCGUUACUCUUACUGCAAUAGCCUAAUACCCUCCUUUCACAAUGCCUCCCUCCAAGGUCUUUGCAGCCAUUUUGGCUGCUCUGGCCGUGGCCGACGCCAGUCCCUGUAAGCCCAAGCCUGUCACAACAAGUGGUUCAACCGCUGCUGUUGUCACUACUUCUGGCUCAACCAACAUUCUUUCUUCUACUGCUACUACCGAGACUGCUGCUAUUACCACUACUGGAGCUGCUUGCUCUCACUACACUCCCUACACUGAGAUCGUCCCCGCUGAUUGCGGUAAGACGGGCGUUGCACCCAAUUGCGCUGAUAAGGUCAUUGGAUCUCCUAUCACUGUUACCGACUAUGCUGAGUGCGGUAACACUUGCGGUAUGACCGUUGGCUGCAAGUCUUUCUCUAUCAAGGGUUCUUCUUGUACCCUUUACAAGGCCCCUGUUUCUUCGCUUGGAUAUGUGUUUAAUGAGGGUUCCGAUGUUAGCCACUUCUAUGAUCUUGAUCUUUGCUUUGGAUGCGGUGAGGGCACGACUACCUCUGGUACUGAGACUGCUACCGGACCGGAGACUACUGCCACUGGAAGUGAGACUUCUGGUACCGAGACUGAGACCUCCGCUACUGGCUCUGCUACCGAAACCACCGGUACUGCUUCAGCCGAAACUACAACUGCUACCGGAUCUGAGACCGAGACCUCUGCUACAGGAUCUGCCACUGAAACCUCCGCCACUGCCUCCGAGACUGGAACAACAACAGUUACUGGCUCUGAGACCGAGACUUCUGGUACAGCCCACGCUACAGGCACAACCGACACUGAGACUUCAGCCACUGGAUCCCAGACCGAGACUACAACUGCUCCUGGCUCUGCUACUGAGACUUCAGCUACCGAGACCCUCACAGCCAACACAGACACAACAACAGCUGCUGCCACAACAACCACCUCCGCAGACUGCACAGCCUACACCCCCGUCGCCAACCCACCCGCCACCAACUGCGCCGUCCGAGGCACCACCAACGGCCCCAGUGCCUUCUUCAACAACCUCGCAGGCUACGGUGACUCUACUCCUAACGACUGUGCUCUCAAGUGCGGCAACUACCACGAUGCUACCAAACCCAACGACAAGUGUGUCUCAUUCUCUCUGGAUGAGAGCAACACUUGCUACUUGUACAAGGUUCCUGUGAGCAGCUUGGGUGUUGGUGCCGGCACGCCUGUCUCGGAGUUUUAUGACUUUGAGGCUUGCUAUUCUUGUGAUGAGGGUGGUGUUACUACUACUGAGAGUGGAACUACGACUACCGAGGGGUCUGGAUCAUCUACCACUGAAGCUGGUGUUGACACUACUACUACCGAGACUGGCUCAGAGACUGGAACUACUACUACUGAAGUCGGUGCUGGAUCUACAACUACUACUGCCGCUGGUGUUGACACUACUUCUACCGAGGCUGGCUCUGAUACCACUACCACUGAAGCUGGCGUCGAAUCUUCCACCACUGAAGCUGCUUCCACCACCACCGACUCCGUCUGCACCGGCUACACUCCCGUCCCUAACCCCCCUGCCACCAACUGUGCCGUCAAGGGCAAGUCCUAUAAGAGCUACAUCUCCUACGACACUGGCAACAGCGCUGAUGUUUGUGCUAGCAAGUGUAGCGAGGUCUCUGGCUGCAAGUCUUUCGCUUACAAGGCUUCUUCAUCUACUUGCACUUUCUAUACUUACACUGUGAGCGAGCUUCAGAUUAGCAGCUGUGCUUCUACUGAGGAGUCUGAGUUCUAUGAGUUUGAGGUCUGCUAUGCUGGUUGUGGUCAGGCUACUACUACCACUGAGGCUGCUGGAGCUACAACGACAACUGAGGCUGGUGUUGAGACUACUGCUACGACUACUACUGAGGCCGGCGAGGGCUCUACGACCACCACCGAGGCUGCUGUCGCUUCUACAACUACAACCGAGGCUGGUGUUGCUUCCACAACUACGACUGAAGCUGCUUCUACCACUGAGGCUCCUACAACCACAACAACCGAAGCCCAGUCCACAACCACCACCGAAGCUCCCACCACAACCACAGAAGCUCCCGUCUGCACCAACUACAUCCCCCUACCCAACGCCCCCUCAACCUGCGGCAAGCAAGGCAAAGUCUCCUGCCGCUCUGCCCAAAAGCUUGGCCAAACCACCUCCGUCACCGACGUCAACGCCUGCGGCAAACUCUGCGGCACGACCCUCACCUGCAAGACCUUCUCCUACAGCCCCAAGUUCCGCAGCACCGGCGGUUACUGCCAGCUCUACUCCGCGCCUCUGUCACAGCUCAGCUUCACAGCCUGCAACACGGGCGUCAAGUUCUACGAUCUUGAUACCUGCUACACUUGCUCCAACACUCCUACGCCUACACCGCCUGCUACGUGCUCCAAGUAUGUUCCUGCGUUUGAGAAGUGCGCUAAGGAUACGCAUUGCGGAACACGCGGUGAGAUCUGUCAGGAGGAGAAGAUUAAUGUUGCGGGUGAUGCGUCGUGUCUUGAGAACUGUGCCAAGAGCUGUAUUCAGUAUGGAAAGGACUGCAAGUACUUUAGCUAUCAGCCUGAGUUCUACGGUACGCCUGCCAAGUGUAAGCUGUACAAGAGUGGAAAGAUCACCAAGAAGAGUACUUCUUGGGUCAAGUUCUACGAGCAGGAUUGCUUCAAGUGCCAGCAGUCCAAGUAAGCGCAUGGGACACGAUGGAAAAGGGAUGGAAGGGAGGAGUCGCAGAACAACAUUCUUUUCGUAUUCUACGACUUUGAACGUUAGCAUUUUUAUGUAAUUACUUUACUUUUU
This is a messenger RNA of Fusarium redolens, 3148 nucleotides long. RefSeq lists its product as uncharacterized. The transcript has a single exon. NCBI's taxonomy places the organism in Eukaryota, Fungi, Ascomycota, Sordariomycetes, Hypocreales, Nectriaceae. The record is from RefSeq and is a predicted model, not a curated record. The coding region runs from base 404 to 3037 and encodes 877 amino acids.